CCGCCGAAAUGAGUAAAUAAAGUGAGGAGGUUUCUCUUCUUCACUCUUAACAUUACAUUCAUUCUCUCUCUACAACUUCUCUCUCUAAAAAAAAAAGAACAUUAGUAAAAAUGGAGGAACCCUUGAAAAAUCAACAAUCAUCUUCAUCUUUUGGUAAAUCGAAGCUUAGGUAUCCACUGCGAUCUGCUUCGAAAGUGAAGGAUGAAACUAAUAAAUCACCUGAAAUUGCAAGUAAUUCGUCCUCUAAAAGAGGGAGGACUUCCAACAUGAGUAAAAGUGUGAGUGUUCUUGAGCUCUCGGGCAAAGACAAGGAGAAAGCUGCCAAGCCACCAAGGAGGCUGUCAAUUCCUUCAAAAUCAACUGUGACCCCUCGGCAGAAAUCUGCUAGCAACAUCACUCCGAUUUCAGAAACUCGGUCGAAGAGAUUGGCUUAUGCACAGGAAAGAUGUGAGACGCCACAAUCUGAUGUUUCUAGGUCAUCGACACGUAGGAAGUUCAACAUCCUGUCAUCAGCAUCAUAUUGGCUAUCACAAAUUAAGCUCUCAGAGUCUGCUAACAAACACUCGAUUUCUCUUGCCUUUUUCAAGCUAGCCCUUGAAGCAGGAUCCGAGCCAAUGCAGCGACUGCGUGAGGAGCUAAAAUCCUAUGUGCUGAGGCACAACCUUGGUGAACUUGGAGAGAAUGUCAAAAGCUUAUUUGACAGCUAUGAAAUCUCAGAAACUGUAGAACAAUUGCAAGAAUCUGUAAACUGCUCUAAUGUUCCUGAUGAUGCAACUAAUCUCUCGGGUGAGGAUGUCCAGAGCACCUCAUCUACAGCAGCAACCAAAAAGUUCAAAGCGAAACCUCUAAAUACUGACACUCAAGCUUCUUCAGCAAAAGCUUCUUCCAAGGAAAAUCUGCAAAGGCUUAAUACAGUGGCUAAGAUGCGCUCAUCUGUUAACCGUGAUCCUGUUAAACCGAGACCAGUAACAGAAACUACGGCCAACAACAUCAAGAAGAAAGUUCAAAAGACAGGAAAGCAAGAGUCAAAUAAUAGUGAGAAGAUCAAGAAGCAGGAUGAGAAACCAGUCUCCGAACAAGUCACAGCCAAACCACAGGACAUGGAGAAAACACUGGAGGGAAACAAAGAAAACAUGGAUGCUCCUCUUAUGGCAGAGGUAUUUGUCACAGAAGACAAGUAAAGCAUAUUGAUCAGCACCAAGAAUGCUGGCUACUGGCUAUCUAAGAUGUCUUUGAUAUAGUUAGUAUAGGUUUGUCUUCAUUGUUUUUUUAGUGGAGAGCUUUCCUAGUUUCUGUUUGUAGAAAAGAUCAAAUAUCAGUUUGCAGUACAAGAUACAACCCCCCCCCCCCUCCCCUUUUGCCUUUUUCUUUUAGGUGAGCGUGAAUCUUUGCAAAUUUGUGUGUCUCAUAUCGUACAGUGCUAUGUUAAUACUUAAUAUUAGGAUUGCAAUUUAUCGUUGA
This is a messenger RNA of Beta vulgaris subsp. vulgaris (sugar beet), 1461 nucleotides long. RefSeq lists its product as hypothetical. The record is from RefSeq and is a predicted model, not a curated record. The transcript is spliced from 6 exons. The coding region runs from base 111 to 1181 and encodes 356 amino acids. Lineage: Eukaryota; Viridiplantae; Streptophyta; Magnoliopsida; Caryophyllales; Amaranthaceae.